AUGUCAGGCACCUCCAACUUCCAGGCCAAGAAGUCGGCGCCCACCAGACACAACACACCCCUCCUCCACAACCAGCUCCAGUGUCUACAGCAGCUCAACCUCCGUCUCAGACUCAACAACCUCAAGUCUCAACGCCAUCUCAGCCUUCAUGGGGCCAAACGCCAGGCUCAGGAGAAUCCCAAUGGGACCAGUCUCCAGCCCAAUUGGAGUCUCCAUGGGAUCAAGCCCCAAGUCAGCCUCCCUCUCAUGAUCAACCUCAGAAUAGUCAACCUCAGCAACAACUGCGCCAAGCCAAGUCGCCCCGUAUUCUCGCUUGCCAGCUAUGUCAAGGAAGAAAGAUCAGGUGCAAUCGAGUGUUCCCCUGCGACAAUUGCAAGAGGGUUGGCUGUCCCACAUCACUCGACCAUCUUGCCGAAGCAUGCUAACCUUACCUCGCAGUCCAAUGUUCCAUGCAUACCCAGUAAACCGGCCCCGCUCAGGAAACGUCGGCCACCACACCAAGCGCUCCAGGAAAAGUUGGCUGCCGUGACGGAGAAGAUGGAGCAAAUGAGGCGUGAAAUGGAUGCUGCGAAAGCGAGUGGCCAGGGUCUGGCUAUUCCCGCCACACCCGCACCCACCACUUCUUCUUGGGAUUCCAAGGGAAACCCGAGACUGAUCCAGGAGGAGGGCGGUGUUCGUUUCAUGGACUCCCUGUUGGGCACCAUGUACCAAGAGCUAGGGGAAAUAAGAGCCAUGGUGGACACUUCGCCAGACGAUGGCUCAGAUCUGAUUCUCGGGGCCGACACUCCGACCUUUGAUCCCAUGUCUUCCUGGCCUCAGCCCGGUGCUGUUUGGCAGCUCUGUGACAUUUUCUUCCAGAGAGUCAACCCCUUGAUGAAGAUCAUCCACAGGCCGACACUGGAGAGAUAUGUCGCGGAAGCUUCUAGUGGACCGUUCGGGCUUCGUCCCAACAUACGAGCCUUGUUCUUCUCCAUCUUUCUAAUGGCAAUCGUGUCUUUGGAUGCAGACGAGUGUGCGCAGCGGCUGGGCUACCACAGAGAGCAGGCUCUUCAGGAUUUUGCUCAAGGUGCUCGUUUGACAUUUACAUCGCUCCAAGGCCGAUCCAAUCCUCACGCCACUUGGGUUUUGAUUGGCACUGCUAUACGCCUGGCUCGAAAGUUAGGUCUUCACGUCGAUGGCAAACGAUUAGGGUUGCCACCUCUCGAAACCGAGAUGAGAAGACGGCUUUGGUGGCAGCUUGUUGUGCUCGACGCCAAAACCGCAACAAUAUCCGGCUUCAAGUCUGCGGCGGUUGUGCGAGACUGGUCCACCGAACUCCCCAGAAACCUUGAAGACACCGACAUGCAUCCCGACGCCAAAGAAGACUUUGUAGAACGCGACGGUCCCACCGAGAUGAUCUUCUGCCUCAUGUCCUAUAAAGCCACCGAUUUCCUCCUCACCAGCGGGCAGGAUUUUGAAGGUGUCAUGAUCGCGGCCGACCUCCCAGGCGGCCAAGCUCCUGGUUCCGACGACCAACGUCACCGCCGCACCGUCGAACAACUAGCGCUCGAGUUGUCAGCGUUUACGGACCGCUACCACUUGCACCCCGCCAACGGCCCGGUGCAUGCCCUGGCCUUCAAGUUCAAGGAAUUUUUCAUCAAGAAGCUCUGCAGUGCCAAACCUCAACCCCCUCCCACUUCUGAUCAACAAGGCUUCAACGAUGUCGACCGCGCUUUCAGGCUAGCCAUCAUCGACCUCGAACACCACGAACUCAAUAUGCUCAACGACGACCCCGCCUUCUUCUGGUUUUCGCGCGUGUACUUCCAGCCAUUCAACUUUAUGUAUGUCGUUUCGCAGCUGUGCCAAUUCCAGUCCCCGUCCGCCAGUGAUAAGCACAUGGAGACAGCAAGCGCCAAGACCGACUUAAUCGAUCGCGCCUGGCGGCAAAUUUCCUUCGUUUAUCGGCUCAAUCCCGACCUAUUCGACACGUCAAACCGGUUGUACUCACAAAUCGCUCGCAAAGUCCUUGAAGCUUGGCAGAAAAGGUCCGAAACGCUGCUUAGGCAGACGGGGACACGGCCACCUGCUCCGCCCUACGUCGAAAAGCUUGCGAAUGUCCUGGGUAACAAUAACAUGAACAGCGGCUCUCUGGGAGCAACACGAACAGACACAGGGACAAUACCAACGGCCACGACAUUGGCCCAAACGGCAGGAACUGGGCUUGCCGGUGGUAAUGACACGUCGUCGCUCAUGCCCGGGCCUUCUGUUGUUACAGGUCCGGGUGCUGCUUCUGUCCCCACUACGCAUGCACUGGGCCAAGGGCAAACGCAAGAACCGCCGCCAUUCAUGGAAGGUGUCGUCAACUAUAUGGACCCAAACAUGGCCUUUUCUGGAAACAUGUGGGGAGAUGAUGGGUUUGGCGAUCAAUUUCAGCAGCCUCAGAUGCCGAUGAUGGACAUGAUGGAGGAUCCAACGACUGGUAUGAUGUACAGCGGUCCGCCUUAUUAUUAUCCGGAUACGGAAGGAGACGGGGAGCCGUCUAGGGGAAUGUGGUAAUGCGGUGGGGUGGUGGUGAGGUGAUAGCCAUUGAGCCUCUACCCAUCGUCGGUCGGCCUUUCGCCGUGUGUACGAAUGUCGGAGCCAGGUUGUACGGCACGGUUCUCCAUCAGCGUUGGAACAUGAUACCCUGGAUUCCUCUUUCCUUUUUGUUCGCUUUAGUUUUAGCAUCGCAUCGCCCCUCAGCUUAUUUG
Neurospora tetrasperma FGSC 2508 is the source of this 2729-nucleotide messenger RNA. RefSeq lists its product as uncharacterized. The coding region runs from base 1 to 2535 and encodes 844 amino acids. Gene Ontology annotation, biological process: DNA-templated transcription. Lineage: Eukaryota; Fungi; Ascomycota; Sordariomycetes; Sordariales; Sordariaceae. The transcript has 5 exons. Gene Ontology annotation, molecular function: DNA binding; zinc ion binding. The record is from RefSeq and is a predicted model, not a curated record.